Leucoraja erinaceus (little skate) is the source of this 3008-nucleotide messenger RNA. RefSeq names its product 3-oxoacyl-ACP synthase, mitochondrial (gene oxsm). Gene Ontology annotation, molecular function: 3-oxoacyl-[acyl-carrier-protein] synthase activity. The coding region runs from base 368 to 1735 and encodes 455 amino acids. NCBI's taxonomy places the organism in Eukaryota, Metazoa, Chordata, Chondrichthyes, Rajiformes, Rajidae. The record is from RefSeq and is a predicted model, not a curated record. Gene Ontology annotation, biological process: fatty acid biosynthetic process. The transcript has 3 exons.
UCGGGCUGAGCCGGGUCGCAGGCCGGUGAUCGCGGGUCGCGGGUUCAGCUCUCGCAAGGCCCGUUGUCAGUUUAUUCUCAGGACAUCCGAGAAUCGUCUAGACAAGUACUUGUAUAGGGAGGUUUCACGGCAGUCGGGUCACGACCCAUGACCCGUUCUGUUGCUACGCUGCGCCAAAUGCAUUACACGCGAUGAACGGCAGAAAAAAUAUGAUACAAAGACCUGAGACACUUUUCUAGAAGAAUAUCUGCUUGGUCCUUGCAGCCAUUGUAAAGAAUUUUCUUGUGCAUCUGCACCAUUAAAGAAGAGGAAAAUUAUAUGCUUUGCUCCUCAAGUAAUGAAGAUCAGUAACAUAUUGCCAUAAAGGAUGCAGCUGCUCAUGAAGAUGUUAAAGUAUCAGUUCUACAAACAAUGUGCGAGAACAGAAUUUAAAACACGAAACUUCACUCGCAUGGCCUUUGCAAAACAUCAGAGGCGUGUUGUCAUUACUGGAAUUGGUUUGGUGUCUCCACUUGGAGUUGGCACACAACUCACGUGGAACCGAAUCUUGAAAGGAGAGAGUGGUGUUAUAUUUUUAGAUGCACCAAAGUACAGAGACUUGCCUUGUAAAGUGGCUGCUUGUGUACCACAUGGUGAUGGAGAGGGAGAGUUCAAUGAAGAAAAGUUUGUUUCAAAAUCCGAGAAAAGGUCCAUGUCGGAUGCUACAAUAAUGGCAAUAGCAGCAACUGAACUUGCACUCAAAGAUUCCAACUGGAGCCCACAAUCUGAAAAAGAGCAAGUAACCACGGGUGUAGCUAUUGGUAUGAGUAUGGCCCCUCUUGAUGAAAUUACUAAAACUGCUGCCCUUUAUGAAGCUCAAGGCUAUAAAAAAAUGAAUCCCUUUUUUGUUCCCAAGAUUCUUCCCAACAUGGCAGCAGGACAGAUCAGUAUUAAAUACGGACUUAAAGGUCCAAAUCAUUCAGUAGCGACUGCAUGCACAACAGGAGCACAUGCAAUUGGGGAUGCUUCAAGAUUUAUCCUCCAUGGAGAUGCAGAGGUGAUGCUGACAGGUGGCACAGAGGCUUGCAUUUGCCCUUUAUCUAUCGCAGGCUUUGCAAAGGCACGUGCCCUCUGUACCACUUGUAACUCUACCCCUAAAUUGGCUUCACGUCCUUUCCACCCUGACAGAAAAGGAUUUGUAAUGGGAGAGGGGGCAUCGGUGCUGCUGCUCGAGGAAUAUGAACAUGCUAUAGCAAGAGGAGCACGGAUCUAUGCAGAAAUACUUGGUUAUGGACUCACCGGAGAUGCCAGUCAUAUAACUGCUCCCAGCACUGGAGGAGAUGGAGCUUUCAGGUGUAUGGCUGCCGCAAUAAAUGAUGCUGGAUUGAUACCGCAGGAUGUUACAUACAUCAAUGCACAUGGCACCAGCACACCACAAGGAGAUGCAGCUGAGAAUCAAGCCAUUAAGAGAUUGUUCAAAGAACAUGCAUAUUCUCUUGCCGUCUCUUCCACUAAAGGAGCCACUGGCCACCUCUUGGGAGCAGCUGGAGCCAUAGAAACAGCAUUUACAGCACUGGCCUGCUUUCAUGGGGUCUUGCCUCCAACUCUGAACCUUGACAGGACAGAACCUGAAUUUGAUUUGAAUUAUGUCCCUAUUAAGGCUCAAGAGUGGAAAACCUCAAAAAGACGCAUUGCACUAACUAAUUCAUUUGGAUUUGGAGGUACAAAUGCAACACUUUGCUUGGGGAGCAUCUAAUUAACAUUUUUACAAUAAAUAAUUGAAAGGCUGUUUCGCUGGGUUGUACAUUUUCAGAAACACAUGCUAUAGGAAAAGCUGGAUGUGGCAGCACAAAAAUGUUGAAAUGGAAAUUACUCAACCAUCAUGAUAAAAGAACAUUGUAAUUUUAUUGAUUGUUAAUGCUUUCCGGCACAGCUAGUUUUCUCAUUGUUAGCAGCAGAAAUAAUUUAUAAAUCAACUGGGCUUAAGUGUUUUCAUUAAAAGUCUGUUUGUUAAACUGCAACGCCAUGGUCUUCACCGAAACAUGGCUCAAUGACAACAUCCCGGACAACGCCAUCGAGCUGGAGGGGCGCACUGUCUUCAGGGCCGACAGAACAGCGGAGGACUCCGGUAAGACCAAGGGCGGCGGACUGUGCAUUUAUGUGAACAACUCAUGGUGUACAGACGUUGUUAGGAUUGGUAGUCACUGCUCUGCUGACCUGGAAUACCUGAUGAUAAAGUGCAGGCCCUUCUAUCUGCCCAGAGAAUUCACAUCGACUGUUAUCACUGCAGUCUAUGUACCCCCGGACGCUAAUGCCAGGCUAGCAAUGGAAGAGCUGCAAUCUGCUAUCAGCAAACAACUAACUACACACCCAGAGGGGGCAUUUAUUGUUGCGGGUGAUUUUAACCACUCCAACCUUAAAACUACUCCCCAGAUUCCACCAGCAUGUCUCCUGCCCAACCAGAGGAAACAAUAUUCUGGACUUAGUAUAUACUAAUAUUACUGAAGCCUACAAAACCCUCCCCCUCCCCCACCUUGGACAGUCUGACCACCUCUCUAUGUUCCUGCUCCCCAAAUACACACCUCUGAUCAGACGUGUGAAACCAACCGUGAGGACAGUGAAGGUUUGGCCUGAAGGGGAUAUCUCUGUUUUACAGGAACAGUUUCAGCAAACAGAUUGGAGUCUGUUUGCCACCCAGGCCACCUUUAACUCCCGUGGACAUCAACUCGUACACCUCAACCGUUUUGGACUAUAUAAAAUUCUGCACUGACAACGUCACUACCCACAAAGAGAUAAAGACCUUCCCUAACCAGAAGCCGUGGAUGAGCAGGGAGGUCAGACUCCUGCUGAAGGCUCGCGAUGCUGUUUUCAGAUCUGGCAACGCUGAGGGAUACAGCUCAUCCAGGGCCAAUCUGAAAAAGGGAAUUAGGAAUGCUAAACUCAAUCACAAACGGCGGAUUGAGGAGCAUUUCCAAAACAACUCCGACCCCAGGCGCGUGUGGCAAGGAAUCAAAUCCAUUGCCGAUUAU